Messenger RNA from Phoenix dactylifera (date palm), 1810 nucleotides. RefSeq names its product gibberellin 3-oxidase 1 (gene GA3OX1). Lineage: Eukaryota; Viridiplantae; Streptophyta; Magnoliopsida; Arecales; Arecaceae. The record is from RefSeq and is a predicted model, not a curated record.
AUAUAUUUUUUCCUUCUUUUUUAUGUUUAUUUUUUAUCUCCCCUCUUCCUGGGAACCAAAACCAAACGAGUCAUGGAGCGGUCAAGCCCGGAAGACUGCCGGGGAUUACACUAUUACCACCCAAAAAAAUUUCCUUGCCAUGCCCCGUUUGGCCUUUUAACUGACAAUCUCCUCAACUAAUUAUCUACCCCGUUUUGUCUUAUCGCAUUACCAUGGUUGGUUAACGCUUUAGCAAUUCCUCUAUAACUGCCCUACCAGUUGGAAUGCGAAGCCCCCUCACAAUUCGCGCUCGUACCUAUAAAACCAUCCUCUCUUCACUCUCCCUUCCACCACUCCUCCCUGACCAGUGACCAGUGACCACCCACCAUGCCUUCGGUCUCCGACGAGUCCUUCCGUACCCUCCGCCUCCACCACCCUCGCCACUUCGAGUUCGAGUCCGUCCGUGAGGUCCCAGACUCGCACGCAUGGCCUGGCCUCCAUGACCACCCGUCCGUCGAGCCGUCCGGGCCCGACUCGGUGCCCGUGGUCGACCUUGCCAGCCCCGACGCCGUUCUGCUCGUGGGCCGGGCCUGCGAGGAGUGGGGCGCCUUCCAAGUCACUGGACACGGCAUAUCUUCGGACCUCCUAGAUCGCCUCGAGUACCAAAUCCGGCGACUCUUCUCCCUCCCCACCCAUCAGAAGCUCAAGGCCGCUCGUUCUCCCGGUAACAUCUCUGGCUACGGCCUCGCACCCAUCUCUUCUUUCUUCUCCAAGUUCAUGUGGUCCGAGGGCUUCACCAUCACCGGCUCCCCCCUCGAGCAUGCGCGCAAGCUCUGGCCCAAGGACUCCGGUGGAUUCUGUGAUGUCAUGGAGGAGUACAAGGAGGUGAUGAAGGAGCUGGCCGGGAGGUUGAUGCACCUGAUGCUUCUCUCGCUGGGCCUCACGGAGGAGGACAUCAGUUGGGCCGGCCCCGUAAGGGACUCGGGAGACUUGUCCGCCGUGCUGCAGCUCAACUCCUACCCGGCCUGCCCCGAGCCAGACCGUGCAAUGGGCCUCGCCGCCCACACCGACUCCAGCCUCCUCACCGUGCUGUACCAGAGCAGCACGAGCGGUCUCCAAGUCCUGCGGCCCGACCCGGCAAGGUGGGUGACGGUGCCUCCCCUUCCCGGCGCCCUCGUCGUCAACGUCGGCGACCUCUCUCACAUCCUCUCCAACGGCCAAUUCCGGACCGUCCUGCACCGGGCCGUCGUCAACCGGACGCGCCACCGUCUCUCGGCGGCGUAUAUAUGCGGCCCCCCGGCCCACGUCGGAGUGUCGCCCGUUGAUAAGCUCGUCGGCCCAGGCCAGGGCCCGGCCUACCGGGCCGUGACGUGGCCGGAGUACCUCAGCCUCAAGCGAAAACUCUUUAACAACGCUCUUGCGUCGAUCAAGCUUUCCAAAGAGGAAUGGGAGGAUUGCAGCAAUUAACAACUUGGCUUCGAGGGAGGAUGAUCAUGUGCGUGCAUCAUAAGAGCAGGAGUGAGAGAGCACUGAUGAAUGUGGAAACAGGAGUCGAUAGUGGAGUUUUUUCUUCUUCUUUUUUUUCCUUUUUUUUUUGGAGGAGAUGAUAGUGGAGUUCUUGGGGGAGUUCCGAGAGACGAGGUGGCGAUCGAGCAAGGCGAAUAAGGAGGACCUAGGGAUCGCAUCCAAUCAAAUGCGACGAAAGGGGUGUGGGCGCGCGUCCAAGGAGCGCAUGCAAACAAAACGUCAUCGUUUGUGCCUUUGUCUUGGGCUCUUUAAGAAGGGAAAAUUAGAGAAGGGGAGAGAUUUUUAGAGGAUUUCCAAUUUCAAA